AUGCUGCUGGUGGUCCUGGUGCUGAAGGUACUGGUGUUGCUCUUCCUGCGACUGCUACUGCUGUUUCACCCAGUUCUGUUCCGGGAACAAGUCAAGGUACGAAACCUGUUCAAGGCGAAGCUGAUCGCGGUGCUUCAGCUCCUGGUGAGACAACUGAUGGCCCGACUACAGUUGAAGAUCAAGCUGAAAGCACCGAUAACAGUACAGCAGGUGGAAGUGCAACAAACGAGGAGAGUGCAGCACCACAAUCAUCUUCUUCUACCACUACAGUCACAGAGAGUACCAGUGGAUCUGACACUUCCACUGAGAAAGGCAGUACAUCUGAAGGAACUGAGUCAACAAGCACCCAAAACACUGAUGUGGGAAAUACAGACAAUACAGGUACAACCACCACCACAACAACAACAACAACACUUCCUCCUGAACUCACAAACAACAAGAAGGGUGAUGCAGACAGCAGCAGCAGUAUCAGCAGUUCUGUNAGCAGUUCUGUGUGGGUGCGUGUACCACUACUGA
Molecule: messenger RNA, 516 nt
Organism: Trypanosoma theileri
Lineage: Eukaryota; Euglenozoa; Kinetoplastea; Trypanosomatida; Trypanosomatidae
Exons: 1
Coding region: 1-516 (171 amino acids)
Source: RefSeq, a predicted model, not a curated record